This is a messenger RNA of Trypanosoma rangeli, 1209 nucleotides long. Its product is annotated as transferase. The transcript has a single exon. The coding region runs from base 1 to 1209 and encodes 402 amino acids. NCBI's taxonomy places the organism in Eukaryota, Euglenozoa, Kinetoplastea, Trypanosomatida, Trypanosomatidae. The record is from RefSeq and is a predicted model, not a curated record.
AUGGGGAUCCUCAUUUUUUGGCAACCUUUCGUGUUGCUACCAUUUUGGGGUAAAGACGCAGAACCACACGGGCCCGCAUCACCACCAGCAGCAUCCUCAUCCUCCCCGUAUUUCCUCGGUGAAAAUACGACUGCACACGCGGUGACCACGGCAACGCGAGUGAAGAUAUCGACAGACGACGAGUUUGACCGUGAGGCGCUUCAUCUCGUGAAGAUGAACCUGCAACAGCAGGAAAAAAUGCCACCUGAGGCAGGGAAACAUGUGCCAUGCGGCGGAAUUCUGCGCUGCGCACUCCUCUCCUCCUUAACUCUGAAGGCGUGUUUGACCAUAUUCCGUGAAGUCUACGACGAGGUAACCGAACAGGAAGGUGGCGCACCUGUCACUCUGAUGUUUUUAUCGAGUGCGAAGUGCUGGAAAAAAACCACCACAAACAGUAAGGCGAGAGACUUUUUGGAGGGAUCAAACCGUAGCAUUAUGGACCGGCUUUCUUCCCAAAUUAGUCGCAUGCGAAAAAAAGCCGAGGCGAGUGGGUUGAGGUUUCCGUCGUCACAAACACUUUACGCGGGGGUGCUAAAAGCUGACGCUCGGCGGAGCGCAAAUGUAUCCUCCAACUUUCCCAGCGGACUCAGCCAUAUGUUUGGUAGUGUAUUCAGUGAUGUGCAGGUGCUGAGCGUACGGUAUCUCCCGCAGAGCAGCUUAGUGAGUUUCUCUGCCUUGGAGGAGAGUGUGGCUGCGGUGGUGGGUGCGGCCACCACAACUUACGUUUUAAUGAGCCCGUCGUCGUCACCGCUGCGUGCGUUAGCCUCGACGGAGGCGCUCCGCAAGGUCGCAACGAAGCAAGGCUGUGCAUUUAUCCACUUGAGGUCAGACAUCGUCUAUGAGUGGAAUGAUGGAUCUCCACUGGGUGCCUUGGUGGUUCGCAUACGCUGCCCCAAGCGCCUGUUCACCGGUGAGGGCAAGACGCUGCACGAAUUCCCGCCUGGGUAUCGCAUGGACACUAAGGAGGGGGUCACCCCACCACUUCUAUGUGAGCAUCUCCCACAGCGAAUCCGUCUCUCCCGUGCAAUUAAGUAUGGAAGCAAGACCGCAAUCUUUCAUGGGCAAUGGCGAGAGCAAAAUGUGAUUGUGAAGUUAUUUCACCCGUAUCAAUACUUUAGUUUUCGGGGUUUUCAUGACUUUGUGCACGAACGGCGGGGCGGAGUCCACUGA